Messenger RNA from Thrips palmi, 3166 nucleotides. It is a transcript of the gene su(w[a]), whose product is annotated as splicing factor, suppressor of white-apricot homolog. The transcript has 16 exons. Gene Ontology annotation, biological process: RNA processing; mRNA 5'-splice site recognition. NCBI's taxonomy places the organism in Eukaryota, Metazoa, Arthropoda, Insecta, Thysanoptera, Thripidae. The coding region runs from base 31 to 2796 and encodes 921 amino acids. Gene Ontology annotation, molecular function: RNA binding. The record is from RefSeq and is a predicted model, not a curated record.
UUGUUAUUUUUGGCAAGUUAAAAAAGCAUCAUGGCGUCGGCGAGGCCACAGCGCUUCGAUCCUUCCGCAAUUAGGAAAAAAGAUGAGACAGAAGAAUUGCUUGUGUUUGGAUAUUCGUGUAAAUUAUUUAGGGAUGAUGAAAAGGCAUUAUACAUCGACCAAGGCAAACACCUGAUCCCUUGGAUGGGUGAUGACACCCUCAAAAUAGACAGAUACGACGUUAGAGGCACCGUGUACGAUCUCCGUCCUCUAGAACCUCUUGGCGGUGGCGCUUCAGACGCAUUGUGGUCGACCCUUUCAGAUGCUGAAAGGAAGGUCGAGCAACUUUGUGAUGAAGAACGUUACCGAGCACUGUACCACAAUGAGGCGGAAGAAGCCAUGUACCAAGAGGAAGAGUUGAAGAGACUGCACAAAGCCUUAGAUCCCCAGAACUCAUAUGGUCAAGUUCCAUUCAGUUACGAUAAUGAGACAGAGCAAGACGAAUCUGCUGCGCCCUCAAACAAAGAGCCUAAUGAUGAAGCUGCUGAGGAGGAGGAUGAACCGUUCAUCCCUCCCCAGGAAUUAGAUAUUCCAGUCGGCAUGGUUUUGCCGGAACGCACUAAACUCAAUGCCAUCAUUGAGAAGACAGCUUCCUUUAUCAAUACUCAAGGCCCUCAGAUGGAGAUAAUUCUUAAGAUGAAACAAGCAAACAACCCUCAGUUCUCAUUUCUCUCAUUUGAUUGUCCUCUCCACGCAUAUUAUAGGCACUUGCUGAUGGCCAUUAAAACUGGUAGAUACCGGACCAGACAAGAAAAGAAGCAGCAAGAACAGAAUGAUUUAGAGAAUUCUGACCAUUACCUUCAUCCAAGCCUUGCCACUGCACCAAAACCUGUUGAAUUGGCUCCCAGCAUUCCCAGCAUCAGCUACAAACCAUCUGCAGAUUGUGCAUAUUCCAUGCUGGUCAACAAAUUCAAAGAUAGGCAGGCCAAGCUGACAGAUGACACCUCAGGAUCCUCAUCCCCAGGAGACGGAACUGGACAAAAUGACAGCCCAUUGGAUCCUUCAACCAUAAUAGCACCACCUUCAGAAAUUCAAGUGAUCAUUGAUAAAAUGGCUAGCUAUGUCAUUAAAAAUGGAAGGGACUUUGAAUCAGUUGUGCGCAAUAAAGGUGAUGAAAGAUUUGCCUUCUUGGACCCUGGGCAUCAGUACCACCGAUAUUACGAUCACAAAGUGCGGGUGUAUCAAGGGCUAGAACAGCCACGAAAUUUCACCCAGGGAGUAGCUACUGCCAGCAAGAACACAGGCACUCCAAAUCCAAUUCAAAAUCCCAUUAAGAAAAAACCACCUCAAGAGAAAAAUAAACGUCCGAUUCUCCUUCCUGGCUAUGAAUACAGUGAUGACUCCUCUGAGUCUGAAGGCGAUGAGUCUGAUACAGAAGAUUCAAGAGGAAAGCCUAAACUAGCACCAGUCUGUUUCUCCAUAAAGAAGCCCAAGGAAGCAGAAAUACUGAAAGAAGUCAAAAGUGCUCUUCCUGUUGAGGAAGAAAGUUCAGAAGAAGAUGUUGAAGGUGAUGGAGAAACAGCACCAAAGCCAAGUAGUUCUGCACCAGAUACAAACCCAAUUGAUGUACCGCCUCCUGCUUUGCCAAACCGGGAGGAAGAGAUGAAAAGGCUUCAGCAGUUGCUAAAAGAAAAAGAAAGGCAACUCAAAGAACAGGAAAGACUAAGAAAAAUUUCUGAAAAGCGGAGUCAGGACAUAUUUCAAAUUGAGUCUACCCCUAAACCAAGUUUGCCUCCAUUGCCUGAAUCUGCUCCACCACCACCUCUACCACCACCAGUCGUUGUAGAAACACUUGAGCCAGAACCUAAGUGUGCAGUUGAAACCCAUGAAACUUUGGACAUUGCAAUGCCUGAGGAAAUAAAAAUUGUGGGGAAUGAAACAUCUGCCACUACAAAGAAAAAUGAAACUGAAACAAAAGUAAAACCUUUUAGUUCAGAUGACCUUCUGAAGGAAAUAUCUGAAACAGAAAUAAUUGAUCUCACUGAAGAUGCUCCUAAAAUAUCUGACACCACACGUCUCGAAAGGAAAAGAAAAGCAGCUGCAUUUUUAAGCAGACUUCAAAAGGAUCGUCCCUUUAAAAGAAACGGUGCUUCCUGCCCUGCCAGUGAUUCUGAUGCAGCAUCAAGGCAUUCAACUCCAUCUCCAACUUAUUUAAAGAGGGAAAAGUUAGACUCCACUUUGACUAGUUUCCAUGAGGCAGGCAUUCCUAAAACAUCUUUAAUGGCUAGACUUGCAGCUUCCACUGAGAUGUCCAGACAAAGAAAAGCUGACAAAAAUGAUGUGUCCAAGGAAAAGUCAAGUAGCCAACGUAAGUCAGAAAGUCCUGUGAAGUCAUCAAAGGAAAGAGAAGAGAAAUCUCAUCAUAGACAAAGGAGGAAAAAGGAUUCCUCAUCACCCUCUGAAUUGGAACAUGACAGAUCUCGAUCUCGAUCCCGCUCCAUGUCCUACUCCAGGUCUCCUUCCCACAAGCGGCGCCAAGGUGAUGACAGUGAUACUGAAUAUCGGAGCCACAGGCACCACAAGGAAGGAAAGAGUAGCCACCGAAAAAAGUACGAUGCAGUUGAAUCAAUAGACCCGCCAAGAGAGCAUAAUCGACAUCAUCGCAGGCAUGAAGAGGAAAGAAGAAGUCAUAGUUACAGUCAUAGUCACAACUCUAACCGUAGUCGAGGACAUAGUCAUACACAGGGCCGAACUCAGAGCAAUAACCACUCCAGGAAGACUGAUGUACAAGGAAGUGAUAGUGACUCAACUGACUAACAAAAAGUCACUUAGCUAGUUCAAUUUUCUUUCUUAUUUCACCUUUUGAUGUGAUUGUUCCAGUCUGUUUAGGAAACUCAGCACGUCAUUCUGUGUGCCAUGACUGGAAAUUUUCUCUUCGUAUUGUUAUUACGUCUUUACAAAAAGUGUUCAGCAGUGACUAGAUAUAAUUUUUGUUGUACAAAUAAUUGGCAACCAAAGAUGGUGUACAUUUCACAAUUUCACAAGUUUUUUUUUUUUUUCUAAGCUUAAAAUUAAAAUUAUGAAUUACUGAUUUUCUCCCUUUUUUUGAAUACUUUUGGUAAAAGACCAUUUUUUACCUCGUCUUUUAAAUUUAAUAAAAACUUCUGUGAUCAUGUUUUACUCUGGA